CUAUCCCAAUCCAGUAUGACCGAAAGUCGACCCGCAAGCCCUCAGGAUUCCGCAAUAGACAAGUCUGAUGAUGGUGACAAGGCGCUUACAGACCCCGCAUUCCCCCAGCGCGAGUAUACCUGGUUGGAUGAAGCGCCAACACCCCCCAUUAUAGAGAAAUUUCUUGCGGAAAACUGGUAUGCGACGCACUGGGAGUCCAUCGCGGAAUGCGCAAAGGAUCUAGUGCAGGAUGAAGUCCGACGAUGUGGACUGCAGGCUAUAGUGACAUGCAGGGCCAAGCAGGAAGACAGCUUAAGAAAGAAGCUCAAGUUGCGAUACGAAAGCAAGAAGUAUGAAACUAUUGCGGACAUCCGGAAUGAUCUGUAUGACCUUGCUGGAGUCCGCAUCAUCCUCAUAGUAUCUACUCCAGAGCAGCGUGACAAGGUAAAAGCAAUCAUUCGCUCUAUAUGGGGAGAAGAAAUUUUUGAAAAGCGUCAUCGAGGGUCUGCGCAAAACACCAGAUACCAAGCGAAACACAUUGGGUACGAAGCUGUACACUAUAGACCCUUUAUGAAAAAAGAGCAAGGAAAGAAUGGAUACAGAUACAAAGAAGGAGAUAGGGUCGAAGUGCAGGUCGUGUCAGCACUGGGAAAUGCUUGGGCUGAAGCUGGCCACGAUGUGCUGUAUAAGACACAUGCUUACGGCGAGCCGAGCCUUGAGGAAAACCGAAUUCUCGAUGCUCUUAACGGGUUUGUGCGGUCUGGGGAAUUAUUAUUGGAACAAUUCCACGAAGCUUUUAUGCGUAGGACGACAAAGAAAUGGGAACACCGAGACCAGCUCGUUACGUAUUUGCGAGAGGUGGAUGUCUUGCAGGUCGAGCCACAGUUCAUGAUAGCUGGAACAGACCUCUUGUUCAAAUUUCUUCAACACACGGAACAACAUUAUCCUCUCGCUGUGAGGAAUGCACUGAUGAGUAUUGGCAUGGGCAGGGUCUCUGCUAGCUCACACCUGGAUGAAAUUAUCUCAGGCCUGAAACCAAGUGUUUUGCCGAUAUCAGAUGUAAUGCGCGUCACGGUGUGCCUCAUACAUCGCAUGAUGGAUACUGAUGAAGGCAUGCCAAAAUUCUCUUUGCAGAAUCCGUACCAAAAUGUUAGACCUCACGAGGUCCCAAAUUGCAUCGCUAUAAUGAUGGUCUCUCUUACAAUAUUACACAAUUUCGCGGGCGAUGUCCAGAAUGCCAACAUCAUACUCGAACAAUCGUAUUUCAGUAACGCAGAAAGGAUGAGCUUGAUUUGGAUUCUAGGUGCCAGGCAACGGCAGGAGGCUCUAGAAGCUAAAGCAGACAACGACGAAUUCCACAGGCUUGUGAGACCUGCUAUCCUGCCACUAUGGAAUUGGUUUCUACAAGAGGCGACUAAACGUCGUUCUAUACAUCGAAUAUGCUUCGUAUUGGCACAGAUACAGUGCUCUGAUGGUAUGAUAAAUAAUGUCAGGCUGUUGGAGGGACUCAGACUUCCCCCCCUGGCGAGGAGUACUGAGGAAAGAGACAACGGACCCCGCGACUUCAAAAUCUACGGAAGGACCUCAACUCCAACUCCGAAAUACAAGGGUAGAAUAAAGAGUGCCAACUAG
Messenger RNA from Periconia digitata, 1611 nucleotides. Lineage: Eukaryota; Fungi; Ascomycota; Dothideomycetes; Pleosporales; Periconiaceae. The record is from the annotation of a GenBank genome assembly.